AUGGUUGUCUUGAAUCCUAAUAAUUGGCAUUGGAUUGACAAGAACACCUUACCAUGGACCAAAGACUACUUCAAUAGCAAAUUCAAUGACUGGACAAUCGAGAAUGGGGACAGUAAGUUUCGUGUUGUAUCUGUUUCGUCUAUUUCUGGUGACUCUAAUGUGACCCAGAGGAAGGGUAAAGUCAUAUGUUACUUUGAUUUAAAGCUAGAAUUUACGGUUGCCGUUUCAGGACACGUUCUAGACAAUGAGGAGGAGGAUGUCUGCGAGGGAACAAUAAGCGUACCAGAAUUUGUGCAUGACGAGUGUGAAUUUGGGAUUGAAUAUGUUGGGUUUGGUAAGCAAGAGUCUGUUAUCAGACAGCAGUUCACUCCGAAAUUUGUUGAGGAGUUGUUAAAAUAUCAGUCCACUUUGGUGGAUGCGCAUUCGAAAGAUGUCCAGCAUACACUAUGA
Molecule: messenger RNA, 450 nt
Organism: Eremothecium cymbalariae DBVPG#7215
Lineage: Eukaryota; Fungi; Ascomycota; Saccharomycetes; Saccharomycetales; Saccharomycetaceae
Gene: HCH1
Product: Hch1p
Exons: 1
Coding region: 1-450 (149 amino acids)
Biological process (GO): positive regulation of ATP-dependent activity; protein folding
Cellular component (GO): cytosol
Molecular function (GO): ATPase activator activity; protein-folding chaperone binding
Source: RefSeq, a predicted model, not a curated record